AUGGACGCGCGCGGGGGCGGCGGGCGGCCCGGGGACAGCCCGGCCGCGACCCCCGCGCCGGGGCCGCCGCCGCCGCCGCCGCCGCCCGCGCCCCCCCAGCAGCCGCAGCCGGUCCGGGCCGAGGCGGCGCCCCCCGAGGCGGCGGGCGAGGGCGGCCCGCGGGCCCGGCUGUGCAGCCGCGACAGCUCGUGCGGCCGCCCGGCCACCCCCCGCGACAGCACCGCCAAGGGCAGCCCGAACGGCGAGUGCGGGCGCGGCGAGCCGCAGUGCAGCCCCGCGGGGCCCGAGGGCGCGGCGCGGGGCCCGCAGGUGUCGUUCUCGGGCGGCGAGGACGCGGGCGCGGCGGGGGAGCCGCGCGGCAGCCAGGCCAGCUUCAUGCAGCGCCAGUUCGGGGCGCUGCUGCAGCCCGGCGUCAACAAGUUCUCGCUGCGGAUGUUCGGCAGCCAGAAGGCCGUGGAGCGCGAGCAGGAGCGCGUCAAGUCGGCGGGGGCCUGGAUCAUCCACCCGUACAGCGACUUCAGGUUCUACUGGGACUUCACCAUGCUGCUGUUCAUGGUGGGGAACCUCAUCGUCAUCCCGGUGGGCAUCACCUUCUUCAAGGACGAGACCACGGCCCCGUGGAUCGUGUUCAACGUGGUCUCGGACACCUUCUUCCUCAUGGACCUGGUGCUGAACUUCCGCACGGGCAUCGUGAUCGAGGACAACACGGAGAUCAUCCUGGACCCCGAGAAGAUCAAGCGCAAGUACCUGCGCACGUGGUUCGUGGUGGACUUCGUGUCGUCCAUCCCCGUGGACUACAUCUUCCUCAUCGUGGAGAAGGGCAUCGACUCCGAGGUCUACAAGACGGCGCGGGCGCUGCGCAUCGUGCGCUUCACCAAGAUCCUCAGCCUCCUGCGGCUGCUGCGCCUGUCGCGCCUCAUCCGCUACAUCCACCAGUGGGAGGAGAUCUUCCACAUGACCUACGACCUGGCCAGCGCGGUCAUGCGCAUCUGCAACCUCAUCAGCAUGAUGCUCCUGCUCUGCCACUGGGACGGCUGCCUGCAGUUCCUGGUGCCCAUGCUGCAGGACUUCCCGCGCAACUGCUGGGUCUCCAUCAACGGCAUGGUGAACCACUCGUGGAGCGAGCUGUACUCCUUCGCGCUCUUCAAGGCCAUGAGCCACAUGCUGUGCAUCGGAUACGGGCGGCAGGCGCCCGAGAGCAUGACCGACAUCUGGCUGACCAUGCUCAGCAUGAUCGUGGGCGCCACCUGCUAUGCCAUGUUCAUCGGCCACGCCACCGCCCUCAUCCAGUCACUGGACUCGUCGCGGCGCCAGUACCAGGAGAAGUACAAGCAGGUGGAGCAGUACAUGUCCUUCCACAAGCUGCCCGCCGACUUCCGCCAGAAGAUCCACGACUACUACGAGCACCGCUACCAGGGCAAGAUGUUCGACGAGGACAGCAUCCUGGGCGAGCUCAACGGGCCCCUGCGGGAGGAGAUUGUCAACUUCAACUGCCGGAAGUUGGUGGCCUCAAUGCCAUUGUUUGCCAAUGCUGACCCCAACUUUGUCACAGCCAUGCUGACCAAGCUCAAGUUCGAGGUCUUCCAGCCAGGUGACUACAUCAUCCGUGAGGGCACCAUCGGCAAGAAGAUGUACUUUAUCCAGCAUGGUGUGGUCAGCGUGCUCACCAAGGGCAACAAGGAGAUGAAGCUGUCUGAUGGCUCCUACUUCGGGGAGAUAUGCCUGCUCACACGGGGCCGGCGCACGGCAAGCGUGCGGGCUGACACCUACUGCCGCCUGUACUCGCUGAGCGUAGACAACUUCAAUGAGGUACUGGAGGAGUACCCCAUGAUGCGGCGUGCCUUUGAGACCGUGGCCAUCGACCGCCUGGACCGCAUUGGCAAGAAGAACUCGAUCCUCCUGCACAAGGUGCAGCACGACCUCAGCUCCGGCGUGUUCAACAACCAGGAGAACGCCAUCAUCCAGGAGAUCGUCAAGUACGACCGCGAGAUGGUGCAGCAGGCCGAGCUGGGCCAGCGCGCGGGCCUCUUCCCACCGCCGCCGCCUCCGCAGGUCACCUCGGCCAUCGCCACGCUGCAGCAGGCCGUGGCCAUGAGCUUCUGCCCGCAGGUGGCACGUCCGCUCGUGGGGCCGCUGGCGCUGGGCUCACCGCGCCUGUUGCGCCGCCCGGUCCCGGGGCCCGCGCCCGCUGCAAGCCCCCCGGGCGCGCCCGCCAGCCCCCGGGCGCCGCGGACCUCGCCCCACGGUGGCGCGCCCGGCUCGCCCGCUGCCCCCCGUGCCGGGCCCGCGCUGCCCGCGCGCCGCCUGAGUCGCGCGUCGCGCCCGCUGUCCGCCUCGCAGCCCUCGCUGCCUCACGGAGCACCCGGCCCCGGCCCCGCGGCCUCGGCACGCCCGGCCAGCAGCUCCACGCCGCGCCUGGGGCCCGCGCCCGCCGCCCGGCCCGCCGCGCCCAGCCCGGACCGCAGGGACUCAGCCUCGCCCGGCGCCACCGGCAGCCUCGACCCGCCGGACUCCGCGCGCUCGCGCCUCUCGUCCAACUUGUGACCCUCGCCGCGCCGCCCGCCCGCCCGCGGGCCUCCUCCAGACCAAAGCCAUGCACCGCGCGCUGCCCCGGCCGCCCGCCCCAGAAGCCAUAGACGAGACGUAGGUAGAGUAGCCGGACGCGCGGGCCGGGCCGGCGGGGCAGCCCCCUCCGAGCCCCCGGCCGUCCCCCCUCAUCGCCCUGCGCCCAUCCCCAUCGCCCCUGCUCCUGGAGGCGGCCUCGCGCACGCGAGGGAGCUCCCUUCACCUCGGUGCCUCAGUUUCCCUCACUGUAGAACGGGUCCGUGGCCGAGAGGAGCUGGCCGUGGGGCCCCGCCUGCCCCGAGGACGACCCUGGUCUUUAAGUGCAAUACUCGGCCCGCCGGCUUCCCGACCCCCGCACCGCGCUCGCAAUAACCGGCCCGGCCCUCUCCACGCGUGGCGGGGAGCGCGCGCGCCGGCACCCAGGGCGGGCCACGCCCGGGCGUGGGGGUGAGGCUGGGGUCCCCGCCGUCGUGAUGAAUGUACUGACGAGCCGAGGCAGCAGCGCCCCCACCACGCCCCUCGAGCCCCACACCCCCAUUCCGCGCAAUAAACGACAGCAUUG
Cynocephalus volans (Philippine flying lemur) is the source of this 3127-nucleotide messenger RNA. RefSeq names its product hyperpolarization activated cyclic nucleotide gated potassium and sodium channel 2 (gene HCN2). Bases 1 to 2544 code for a protein of 847 amino acids. Gene Ontology annotation, biological process: potassium ion transmembrane transport; sodium ion transmembrane transport; regulation of membrane depolarization. NCBI's taxonomy places the organism in Eukaryota, Metazoa, Chordata, Mammalia, Dermoptera, Cynocephalidae. The transcript has 8 exons. Gene Ontology annotation, molecular function: voltage-gated potassium channel activity. Gene Ontology annotation, cellular component: dendrite; membrane; HCN channel complex. The record is from RefSeq and is a predicted model, not a curated record.